UUUUGAAAAAUAUACGCACCGGAAAAGAUUCCUCAUAGGUGCGGGAGCAAAGAUGGCGGAAGAGGAGAGCCAGUUUGAAGAAUUUGAGCAAAUAGACUUUUUAAGAGACCGACAUGUACGGUUCUUCCAGAGAACACUUCAGGUGUUACCCGAGAGAUACGCCUCGCUUGAAACAACCAGAUUGACGAUCAUAUUCUUUGCCCUGUCUGGUCUGGACGUGCUGGACGCUUUGGAUGUGAUUGAUAAUAGUUUAAUGAUUGAGUGGAUCUACUCUCUACAGGUUCUGCCCACAGAAGAUCAGGUUAACCUAAGUCGCUGUGGGUUUCGAGGAUCAUCGCACAUUGGAAUUCCUUACAGCACCAAGGGUCCAGGUGUGGCCCAUCCUUACGACAGUGGCCAUGUUGCCAUGACCUACACUGGACUGUGCUCCCUGCUCAUACUGGGAGACGACCUGAGCAGGGUUAACAAACAGGCCUGUUUGGCUGGUCUAAGAGCACUGCAGCUGGAGGAUGGCAGUUUCUACGCAGUGCCAGAGGGAAGUGAAAAUGACAUACGGUUUAUCUACUGUGCAGCCAGUAUCUGUUACAUGCUGGAUGACUGGUCAGGCAUGGACAUCCAGAAGGCCAUAGAGUACAUCAGAGGAAGUUUGUCUUACGACAGUGGGUUUGGCCAGGGGGCUGGGCGAGAGUCACAUGGUGGCUGGACGUACUGCGCGAUAGCCUCCCUGUGUCUGAUGGGCCGCCUGGAGGAGGCACUGAGUCAGCGGGAGCUGGACAGGAUCCGGCGCUGGUGCAUCAUGAGGCAGCAGACUGGCUUCCAUGGCCGCCCCAACAAACCUGUAGAUACAUGCUACUCCUUUUGGGUUGGAGCUACACUGGAGCUGUUAGAUGUGUUCCAGUAUACAAACUUUGACAAGAACAGGAGCUUCAUCCUCUCCACACAGGAUCGGUUGGUGGGGGGAUUCGCCAAGUGGCCAGACAGUCAUCCAGACCCCCUUCAUGCCUACUUAGGACUGUGCGGCCUGUCUCUGAUCGGAGAGCCCAACCUAAGGAAGGUCCACCCUGCUCUUAACAUCACCCAGAGAGCCUUUCAACACCUCCAGCAGCUGCAGCAGACAUGGAAGGACAGCGCGGGCAGCUGCAGCAGACAGCACUGACAGCAGGAUGUUCCACAGCUUGUCUGUCUCUGGACAGGUUCAGUAAUCAGGCACAUCUAACAGUAGUCUUUGAAAGGCAACUGGACUAAUGCUGUGUGUGCUAGAGACCGUCCAUCAUUCAUCUGAGAAGCCUCCUCAUUUCAGGAAGGAUCAAAGACUCCUGUUGUUUUUUUUACAUAGAGCUGUCCGUGUAAAGCGACUUUUUGUUUAGCAAUAUAAGCCACACUUUUUUGCUGCCUUUUUAUUAGUAGACAGUAGGGAAUUAUGGUGUGCAUCGUGGAUUGUAGGAGUAAAAAUAUGUGCCAGAAAGCCAAAUUUGAGUCGCUGGAGACUUGAGGGAAAUAAUCCUGAUGCCUCAAUUUUGUGAAGUUUUCUAGAUAAUGAAGUUUUAAAGCGUUAUGCUCCUUAGCCUCAUCUUCAUAGUAGAUAACACAGUCUUCUGUAAAACUAUCAUAGGAUGAUUAAUAAGCAACGCCAGAAGUAACAUCUCAAAGUAUACACUUACUGUAUAACAGAAUUUGAGGGGCCACUAGCUGCAGGCUUGCAGUCUAAAUUGUAUCCUUGUUUAUCAGGAAAUUUUUUGGCAAAAACACAUUUUUCAUUUUUCAUAAAUAUCCUUUAAUCUGCAGAAAGCAACCACACUGAGGCAUCUUCCUCCCCAUACAGAAUUUCUCCUCCUUGCACCCCCAUCCUUAUGUUUCUCUCUGAAACCUCUUCAAAGCCCGAGCUCUCCUGUCCCAAAGGUGAUAUCGAGCUGGCAGGUAAACUCCUGACUUUAGCUCCCUGCUGUUUCACCACUGCAGGCUUUGUUCACCCAUCAGAAGAGAUUUAAAUGAUAAUGCAACCACCGGGGUGAAAUUAAUGGAAAAGGCAGCAGAAAAACCACCUUAACGGCCAAGGCGGUGUUUUAGAAAAUAGAAUAAAAAUCAUACUUGAAAGAAGAUUAGACGAUGAGUUUAGUUAAAGGCCUUAUCGUUUCAGAUCCAAGAUAAAAGUAUUUUACUCUUCACAGUCGUCCUGAGGCCAAAAGAAUAGGAAUAGAUUAGGCCUCUUGAGGGACGGAGGGGAAAAUCCCUUCUUUACUGCAAGGUUUUACACAUCAGUUUCAGCCACAGAUCCACUCCUGACAUCCCCUGACUCCUGAACCCUGGACCCUGAGCUGCUUUCCUCCACCAGCUUCCAUCCUCCCUUUAAGGCAUCAUCCAGCCUGAAAUCAAUAAAAAAAAAAAAAAGAUGAAACAGUUGCAUUGUAACUUGAGGAUAUGUAUUCUUUUGAGCAGCUCUGAGAACUGACUUGUUAUUUUCAGAACACAAAGGAUGCAGGUCAAAAACAAAGAACAAUACACAUGAGCAAACUUUGCCACUGAAACAAUCCAACGUGCUUGUCACUUCCUUUUGAGUCCCAAAUGCUGACUUCCACCUAGAUAGGAGUUUGUACACCUGGACACCCUGGAGCAAUACUUAUUGUCUGUGCAGAUGUCCAUACAGUGACCCUACGCCUUCUUUUCCUGAAGCUGUGCUGAAAACAAUAAAUUCAAAUCUAAUACUGUCAUAACAUGAGGACAAAAGUAAUUCUAUAAACGUCAGCCUGCUCCACUUGCCAUAAGUGCUCCAAGCAAGCAACAUUUCCAGCUUCACAGGUUCCUGCAGCCCUUUGCUAAAGCCACACCCUUUCAUUAUUAGGCUGCGUUCACGGAACACACCUGCUCCCUGCGAUGGCAAGUGAAGAGGAGAUAAUAUCAUAGCAGGUUAGAAAUGCUGUGGCCUGUCUGCAACAUGUUAUCUGCGUGAGUCCACCGUGUGACUGGGUAUAAAAAUAGUAACCACCUCCUGUGUUUUUCUCCCUCCAAUGUCUGAAAUGAAGCUGGCCUCGUCUCCCUUCCCGCCAAGUUGGCCUCAUUUUUCAGGCGUAAAAAGCAGAGCGGGGAGACAGAGGAAAGGAGAGAAGAGGGGAGGAGAGGUGAAUAAAUAAAUAAUUUGACCCAUCUAUUAUUGAAGUAAACUGUCAGAGGCUAAAAUCUCCUCUCUGAAGCCUGACCAAACAUCCAGUGUUGUUUAGCUUUGUUUUGGUGCAAACACAUAAGCUGUUCAUCCACUUAUUUAUUCGUCAGUAGUGCAUUUUUUGUCAUUGUUAUUUUACCUGAAACAAAAUUACUCUUGCGGACAACUUCCCAUCAAUUUCUUCCAAAACAGAUUUUGUUAGUUGCAGUAAAAGAUGUAGUAUUCUCCCCUUUUGGAAAUGUCUGUCUUCUUUGGCGUGGUCACAUUCAGCCAUUUCAAACAGCAAUUAUUUUAGAAAUAUUAAAUCAAUUUAUAUUCAGGUGUCUGAUGUUUCUGUUACAUAGCUAUAAAAUAACCUAAAUCUGAGGGAUCCUGGGUAAAAAAAAAAAAUGCACUGAAAGAAAUCGACCAUGUCUCCAGUUAAUCUCCUGAAGUGACUACUCAUACUGCUGCCUUCUGCUGGGAUCUGUUGUGUACAUAAUGAAAGAAGAUUUUUCCAAAAAACUUGACUCUGAAACUCUGAAAUGUGCCUCAUGUAACAUUGUCCUGUGUCGCCGCUCUCUGCGUGAACAGCGUGCCUAAAUUAGGCAUAGCUUUGCUGUAAAGAAAGGCACUGAAAAUAACCUUUAUAAUCAUCCAGGAAGUGAAACACCUACUCGGCAACAAUUUUUCCUCCCUCUGUCUUGUAGAGUUCACUUAACCAAUCAGACGAAGGCUUACUGGUAAAGGUCAUUCUACUGGAUGUCUGAUGUUUUUUCUAAAAGGAGGGAUGAAUUAAUUCAUACUGAGCAGAAGCCAUGAAUGCUUACUCCACUUAAAACAGGAUGACAGAUUGGAUGGAUGGAUGUGCCUCUCUGCAGGAGGAGGCUGCAUUAAGCCGUUGUUAUAUUGCAGCUCAUUUUUGCUUCAUCACGCUGUGGUCAUUACCCACAGUCCCACAGCAUGAAGAGAGGGGACAAGGCUUUGCGCUUUUUAAGCCAACUGCAGUGAAAGCUGCCCGGACGCUCAAGAGAAUUACAAUUUCCAAAAUGCCACAAAUGGACGACUUGAACACUUGCUUUGUCAUCAACUAAUAUACAUACUGUUAUAAAUAAUGUAACAAUAAAUGCAAUUGAAUUUAUUUUUUCUAUGCUUUGUAGAGCUAUUGAGUGUAGAUAAAUAUGUAAAUGUCUAUAAAUAUGUGACUUCUAUUGUGCAAGUGCUCAAGAUGAAAAUCAUGUUUACAGCUACAGCUAUGAUCCUUGAGAUUGUUAGUGGAAUUGGAAAUGCAAAAGUUGAUACUGGAUGUAUCAUGGCACUUCAGCUUUGAAUUUGAGGACAGAACCGUUGAUUUUAGCUUGGCAGUGCACACUGUAUUUAUGGUGAAUAAAAAGGCAUACUAACUUUUUCAA
Messenger RNA from Notolabrus celidotus (New Zealand spotty), 4548 nucleotides. RefSeq names its product protein geranylgeranyltransferase type I, beta subunit (gene pggt1b). Gene Ontology annotation, cellular component: CAAX-protein geranylgeranyltransferase complex. Gene Ontology annotation, biological process: protein geranylgeranylation. The record is from RefSeq and is a predicted model, not a curated record. Gene Ontology annotation, molecular function: CAAX-protein geranylgeranyltransferase activity. NCBI's taxonomy places the organism in Eukaryota, Metazoa, Chordata, Actinopteri, Labriformes, Labridae. Bases 53 to 1156 code for a protein of 367 amino acids. The transcript is spliced from 9 exons.